GGGGAAAAGAAAAGACUUUUCGCGUCCCCCUUUAUUCUGUUUACAGUCAUAUAAAAAUCAUUGGAAAAAACCCUAGCUUCUUCCCUCUCCUCGUUUUAGCUAUACUUUUUCUUCCUUUCCCUGAUCGGCUUCACGUUAGUUCGAUUGCUCCAAAUAUAACACCAUCCACAUACUAUUAUUAGUUCGAUACAACACACUUUACACACCCUCCCAGUCAUAAUCAACGAAACCAUAAUGAAAGAUAUGUAGAGUUGAUACUCAGAAUCAUCACAAAAGGGCAAAGUUAAGAGUUACCUUGCUACUUUGAAACCUUCUAUGUAGUUUAAUUAUCUCAGUUGCUAAAGUGGAUCGAAAACAUGGAAAGAGGUCACUUCCUUUGGAAGAAGAAGAAGAAGAAGAGAAAGAAUUAGAGGAGCAAGCGUUUCCAAUUUAUUCUACACGGUCCCAACAAGACAUGUCUGCUGUGGUAUCUGCACUUGUUCAAGUCAUUGGUGGCAAUCCAGUGCACGAAGAUCCAGUAACAGUAGUGUCUCACUCCAGUGUUUUAGGGAAUGAACAAUCCCAACCAACACAACAUCAAGAUGAAGGAAACGUUAUAAGAAGAAGACACUACAGAGGAGUGAGACAGAGACCAUGGGGUAAAUGGGCCGCAGAGAUUCGAGAUCCCAAAAAAGCAGCAAGAGUUUGGCUCGGAACUUUUGACACUGCCGAAGCUGCAGCCAUUGCUUAUGAUGAAGCAGCUUUCAGAUUCAGAGGAACCAAAGCUAAACUCAAUUUUCCAGAAAGAGUUCAACUUACUGGGCAAUUUGGUAAUUACCUCACAAAUCGUCCACAAUUCCCUGCCACGUCACGCACUUGCACCAAUGAUCAUCAAACACGUAACCCAUUUGCUCUUCCUCCAUAUCCUUCUCAACAUGCAAUUAAUAAUAAUUUUAUGCUUUGUUUCUAUGGGAGUGACACGUUUGUUUCUUCUCGUCCCUUAUCAUCAUCAGCUUUAGCUUCGUCAUCUUCGGAACCAUCUCAGCCUCAACCAAAAGAAGACCUUCCAACCUUUUCGAUGCAAUCUAAAGGGUCGUCUUCUACUUCUCAGCCUCCUAAGAGUUGGAACAGUGAUUCGGAUGCCAAACCAUGAAGAUUAUUUUCAUGAUUUAUGCGAUCGAUAUAUUUUCAUUAGAGUAUGGUAUUUAACUAUUUAUAUUAUGCUAUUAAGGAAUUUUUUGCUUCUAUUUCAACCCAAGUGAGUAUUUAUAUAAUCUUUUGCAUAACAAUACGUAAAUAAAUAAGAAGAAAAGAUAAUUUAUUUUUCUAAUAUAGAUGAUAUAAUAGAGAGAGAUAGUAUUGUUGUAAAAAGUUUUAUAGGAACAUGUGUGCUUUGUCAAUGUGUAUAUGUAAGUAUAUAUGUUUGGUUUAAUUAAAGUUAAUAAAAAUAAUUUUUGC
Abrus precatorius (Indian licorice) is the source of this 1437-nucleotide messenger RNA. Its product is annotated as ethylene-responsive transcription factor ERF114-like. The record is from RefSeq and is a predicted model, not a curated record. Gene Ontology annotation, biological process: regulation of DNA-templated transcription; ethylene-activated signaling pathway. The coding region runs from base 455 to 1132 and encodes 225 amino acids. The transcript is spliced from 2 exons. NCBI's taxonomy places the organism in Eukaryota, Viridiplantae, Streptophyta, Magnoliopsida, Fabales, Fabaceae. Gene Ontology annotation, molecular function: DNA binding; DNA-binding transcription factor activity.